Macrosiphum euphorbiae (potato aphid) is the source of this 1023-nucleotide messenger RNA. The record is from the annotation of a GenBank genome assembly. NCBI's taxonomy places the organism in Eukaryota, Metazoa, Arthropoda, Insecta, Hemiptera, Aphididae.
AUGAAUAUAUUUAAACGAAUACUAUCGUUUAAAAUUAAUGAACAAAAACAGUUCUUCAGAUGUUUUUGUAGCUCUGAUAAUACUUUAGAGACAAUCAAGUCCAAUCAAUUUCAGUGGCCUAAGGACUACAACAAUGUUCCACUGGAACCCAAUGUUACUAAUUUUUCUACUAUUAGUCCAGCAUUAAACCCUACAUUUAAUCUGGCUGCAUAUGUUAAUGAAUCAUAUUCACUACAACAAUUAGUCAAACUUGGCGUUGAAAUUUAUAAAUUUGACAAUAAUCCUAAUGUAAUGGAAAUGAUAUUGAAAUUAGAUUUUGAACGUGAUAUGAAACCGUAUAUAAGAUUUAUUCAUGAUUGUGGAGUACCAGUUGAAGAAUUGGGAAAAUUUCUCACAAAAAAUCCUAUGAUAUUUUCUGAACAUAUGGAUGAUUUAAUAACCAGAAUAAAUUAUUUAGAAUAUAAAAAAUUCAAUAAAGAAAUGAUAAGUACUAUAAUCCGAAAACACCCAAAAUGGUUGUCUCAAAGUACAGUUGACAUUGAUACCAGUCUUGGAUUUUUCCAAACUAAUUUCUUUCUUUCUGGUGAUAAUAUCCGUAGUGUAGUUACUAAAUUACCAAAAUUGAUUACUUGGCCAAAAAAAUCGGUAAAUUUAAUAAUGUUUUCAUUGAUUGAAGAAAUGGGUUUCAAUAAAAGUGAAAGGAAAAGACUAUUACAAAUCCAUCCCAAAUUAUUUGUAAUGUCUAAAAAUCAUUUAUUACAACGGUUCAACUACAUACAUCAUACUAUGGACAUAAAUCACGACCGCAUUGUCCUUGAACCUCAAGUAUUGACCAGUCGUUUAUUUAGAAUCAAACAGAGACAUGAGUAUCUGCAAUAUUUAAACCGAGCACAAUAUGACCCAACAAAGCCCAAUUAUGUACCACUUUCAAAAUUAGUUUCAGGAGAUGAUUCAGAAUUUUGUAUAAACCUUGCUAAGACUAGUGUUGAAAUGUUUAAUACAUAUCUGAAGACUAGUCAAUAA